Carcharodon carcharias (great white shark) is the source of this 3171-nucleotide messenger RNA. It is a transcript of the gene mre11a, whose product is annotated as MRE11 homolog A, double strand break repair nuclease. Gene Ontology annotation, cellular component: Mre11 complex; nucleus. Bases 222 to 2369 code for a protein of 715 amino acids. Gene Ontology annotation, biological process: mitotic G2 DNA damage checkpoint signaling; meiotic DNA double-strand break formation; double-strand break repair via homologous recombination. The record is from RefSeq and is a predicted model, not a curated record. The transcript has 20 exons. Gene Ontology annotation, molecular function: manganese ion binding; 3'-5'-DNA exonuclease activity; DNA endonuclease activity. Lineage: Eukaryota; Metazoa; Chordata; Chondrichthyes; Lamniformes; Lamnidae.
GUCUCUUCAGGUGGCGACUGGUUGACUCAAGUAGAGGUUGGGCUGUGAUUGGCAGGCUCUGACGGCUCGGGCGGUGAUUGGGUAGCUCAGACAGCUGUGAAGCCCGCCAGCUUGGGCCAGUGAUCAGUGUUGUGUCGCAUGAAAUCCAUCCCUGUUUCCAGAUUUCAGUGAAAACUUCAUAAAUCAAACACUUGUUUAUUUUGUUUUAGCAGCCUGGCAGGAUGAGUUCUGGAAAUACCCUUGAAGAUGAAGAUACUUUUAAAAUUUUGAUUGCAACUGACAUUCAUCUUGGCUAUUUGGAAAAAGAUGCCAUAAGGGGAAAUGAUACCCUUGUUACCUUUGAUGAGAUUUUAAGAUGUGCGCAGGAUAAUGCGGUUGAUUUUAUACUGUUGGGAGGCGAUCUCUUUCAUGACAACAAACCCUCCCGCAAGACAUUGCAUACCUGUAUGGAGUUAUUGAGAAAAUACUGCAUGGGUGAUAAUCCAAUACAGUUUGAAAUCUUAAGUGACCAGUCGGUUAAUUUUGGUUUUAGCAAAUUUCCCUGGGUAAACUAUCAAGAUGGAAAUUUAAAUGUCUCUAUUCCUGUUUUCAGUGUUCAUGGGAACCACGAUGACCCUACAGGGGCAGAUGCACUGUGUGCCUUGGAUCUUUUGAGCUGCGCUGGAUUAGUAAACCAUUUUGGUCGGUCAAUGUCUGUUGAGAAGAUUGACAUCAGCCCUGUUUUGAUGCAAAAAGGAGAUACUAAGCUGGCGCUCUAUGGGUUAGGAGCCAUCCCAGAUGAGCGUCUCUAUCGAAUGUUUGUAAAUAAACAAGUUACUAUGCUCAGGCCAAAGGAAGAAGAAGAUAGCUGGUUUAACAUAUUUGUCAUUCAUCAAAACAGGAGCAAACACGGAGUUACCAAUUACAUUCCUGAACAGUUUUUGGAUGAUUUCCUUGACCUUGUCAUUUGGGGACAUGAACAUGAGUGUAAAAUAGCUCCCACAAGAAAUGAACAGCAACUUUUCUAUGUUUCACAGCCUGGAAGCAGUGUUGUCACUUCUCUUUCUCCAGGAGAAGCUGUAAAAAAACAUGUUGGGUUGUUGCGAAUCAAAGGAAAGAAAAUGAACAUGCGGAAGAUUCCUUUGAAAACAAUUCGCCAGUUCUUUAUUGAGGACCUUGUUCUUGCAGAUCACUCUGAUAUAUUUAACCCAGAUCAUCCCAAGGUCACACAGAAAAUAGAGGCUUUCUGUGUAGAGAAGGUAGAAGGAAUGUUGGAUGCUGCUGAAAGUGAACGUCUCGGAAAUCCACACCAACCAGAAAAGCCUCUCAUAAGAUUGAGAGUGGAUUACAGUGGUGGAUUUGAACCUUUUAAUACCCUUCGAUUUAGCCAGAAGUUUGUAGAACGAGUGGCCAACCCCAAGGACAUAAUUCACUUUUUCCGGCAUAGAGAACAAAAAGACAACAAAGAUGAUGCACAGAUUAAUUUUGGAAAAGUUGCAAAUAGAUCUUCAGAGGGAAUGCACUUAAGAGUGGAGGAUCUAGUCAAACAGUAUUUUGAGACAGCAGAAAAAAGUGUCCGGUUGUCACUAUUGACUGAAAGGGGAAUGGGGGAAGCUGUGCAAGAGUUUGUUGACAAGGAAGAAAAAGAUGCUAUUGAUGAGCUGGUAAAAUUUCAACUGGAAAAGACCCAGCGGUUUUUGAAAGAGCGGCACAUUGAUGCUACCGAAGACGAAAUUGAUAAAGAAGUUCUCCAUUUUCGUGAAACCCGGAAAAAAAACACAGCUGAAGAAGAUGAAGAAGUUCAAGAAGCAAUGAAUAGAGCCAGAGCACAUAGAAUUGAAGGAAAAGAAGUUUCAAGAUUGAUUAGCGAUGACGACAUGGACGUUUCUGAAGAAAAGGCUGCAGACUCUGAUGAAAGCAGUAUGUCUGUGGUUAUCAGAGGGCGAGGCAGAGGUCGUGCAAGGGGUAACAGUAGAGGCCAGAGCUCUUCCACAGGAAGAGGAGGAUCCAAAAGAGGAAGCAGGAGCAGCGGAAGAGAAACUGGCAAAGAAUUAAAGGUCUCCAGCAGGACAUACAAAGCUCCGGUAGUUACUCCAGUGAAGAAUAUGCUGAUCAUGGAAGCCUUUAAAGCAUCCAGUCAGCGUCCAGCACGGACUGGGCAUCAAGGUCCUUGUGAGGAGGUUAUAAUAAGUGAUGAUUCUGAUUUGGAAGAAACUUUUUCAUCCAGUUCCUCAAAACAAAAUCAAGGGAAUCCAAGCAGAUUAGCAUCUUCAAGUAAAAGAGGUUCGCAAAGCCAAUCUAAAGGAGUAAAUUUUGAUGAUGAUGACGAUGGUGAGGAAGACUUUGACCCCUUCAAAAGCUCUGCAACCUUCAGAAGAAAUAGAAGAUAACUUGUCAAGCUCCUAUAAUGUGCUGAUGUUUUAAAUUCAACAGUUUAUCAGUUUCAAUUUUGUUGCGACAACAGUUAUCCAUCUAUAGAAAUAAAAAAAUGUCCUAGCUGAAACAUUUGUUCAUUUUAUGUGGCAGCUGUGUCAAAGAUGGAUGUGAAUACUUCUAUAUAUACAAUAUUGUUUCCCAUUUUAAUAAUCAAUAUUCAAUGUGAACCAUAUUUUUCUAAAAGUGCUCCAUGAUACUUCUAAAACUGUUGCUCAAGCUGCCUUGAAAUAUUUUUAACCCAUAGAAUGGUCUUUACUUGUCAGAUAUCCUUGAAUCUGCAAGGAGUCAAAAAAGUAUUGCCCUCAUGUAAAAUUUUGCUGCAAUAAAAAAUUGACUUGAGAUUUAGGUGCAUGUAUUUUAGACCUGUCUUUUUCAGUGCCAUAUAUAAUGCAUGCACAAAUCUAGAUCCCAUUGGUUAAAAAUAUGGGUAUCACUUUUAAGUAUGUGAGAUAUUCAUAAGCAUGUAUCAGUUUAGCUUAAUACUUUGUAGUUACUAGUCCUGGAGCUUAGCAAUUUUCAGUAACGAGACUGUUGAAGAAAAUACUCAAUAUUAAAUAGAGCAGGGUAUUUGUGUUUAACUUAAUCUGUUGAAAAUCAGUUUGAAUUUACAUUAGAAAUGCUUCUGUAUAUGACUAAGCUAAUGUUUAAGAUUGUAUUUUGUUCAGAAGGAACAGUGUAAUUAUCUUUAUGUAAAAAUUCUCAACCACGAUAGUUUCAUACUUAAAAGCACCAUGUGUAUAAAUAUAUUUUCUGAAA